ACUUCACCAUUUUUAUGGUAUUUUUAUUCAGCUUUGCCAAGAGCUAUGGCUACAUCAUUAUUAUUUGUACCAAUUGGCUUCGUUUUGGAGAGAAGAGUCCGACCGAUUGUUUUGGCUACUAUUGGCUUUGUUGUAAUUUACUCCAUACUACCUCAUAAGGAGCUGCGUUUUAUAAUUUAUGUAUUUCCUGUAUUGAAUUUAGCAGCCGCCACAGCUUGCCAUCGUAUUUGGUCGAAUAGUGGCAAAUCAUUGUGGCAUGGAUUCUUGUCCCUAUGUGCUGGAGGACAUUUACUAUUGAAUGUUUGUGUGACAUUAUUCCUACUAAUUGUAUCCGGUACUAAUUAUCCUGGUGGAGUGGCUAUAACACGCCUACAUACACUUGAGGCUGGAUCCUCAAAUGUUUCGGUGCACAUCUCUAAUUUGGCCGCACAAAGUGGAGUAUCGAGAUUUUUACAAUUACACGAUAAUUGGAAUUACUGCAAAAAGGAGCAAAUGAAUUAUACCAAAGAAGAGUCCUUGGAGUACACCCACUUAAUUGUGGAAGCUAAAAAUAAAUUCAACAAUCAAUUAUGGUCAUCGCUUCAGGAAGAUUUUGAUACUGUGGAAUUUGUGGAUUGUUUCAAUAAUAUUGGUAUACAAUAUAAUUCGAUUAUGCCAAUUAAAAUAAAAACCAAGGCAUGUUUGGCUAUAUUGAAGAAGAAACCAGGCAAGGAGCCAAGUGUAAGCAAGAAAGAAAGUAAAAAGAGGAAAAAGAAGUCUGUAAAUGAGGAGAUUGUUGAGGAGAGCUUAGAAAAGCCCACAAAGAAAACUAAAAAGGCCAAAGAAGUUACUAAGGAAGCUCCAAGGGAACCUCAAGAAGUCGAGGAGGAAACGUUAAAGGUUUUGGAAAAGGAAGAUGUUGAACAAAAACAAAAGGAGAAAAAGAAAAAGAAGAAACCUCAAACAGAAAUAAAGGAGAAUGUGGAGCAAAGUGAUGACCUAAAAUCGGACAAUGUGGAAAAUAUAGAACAUGAAGAGAAGGCAAUAGUUUCACAGGAAAUACCUGAUAAUACAUCACAAGAACCAAUGAAGAAAGUGAGGAAAUCGUAUAAACGAGUAAAGGAAAAUGUUUCCAACAAAGAAACAAAGGAAAAUAUUUCCACAGAGGAAAUAAAGAAAAAUGAUUCCUUCGAGGAAUUAAAGAAAACUAAUGACAUAGAUGAUGAUGAUGUAGACAAAGAAACCGAAGAAAAAGACAAUAGGUUGAGUAAUGAAGAAAUAAAUAAAUAUGAAGAAACAACAGAAGACAAUCAAAAUGAUGAGGAACUAGCACAACCUCCAUCUAACUUAGAUCCCGAACUAAGUUCAUUACUCUCCUCACCAGUUAGUUUAGAAGAUGAUAAUGAUGCAAUCGUAUCAACCGUUGAGUCCUAUGAAGAACAAGAUCUCUACAAUUCCAAAGAAACCGCUGAAACACCACAAAAAGAAAUUAAUUUCGAUGAAUUACGGAAUUUAGCUAUGGGCCAAGUAAAUCGUAAAACGAAAGCUACGAAAUUAAAAAUACGACGUCUCAUUGAACAACAUUUCCGUUCGAAGGGUAAACACAUUGAAAAUGAUUCUCAAGAAAAACCAACCAUCAAAACAGAGAAAGUCGUCUCUACCAAACAAUCGGUAAAGGCGAUCAUUAAACAGGAACGUAUCAAAGAAAUGAUUGAACAAAUUUCCACUAUGGAUUUAACGAAAAUGUGCAAUUUAGAAAAGGUAUCCACUAAGGAUUGCCUAAAGAGUGUUAUCGACAAAAUUGAUGGACAAACGCAAAGCUAG
This is a messenger RNA of Musca vetustissima, 1803 nucleotides long. Its product is annotated as probable Dol-P-Man:Man(7)GlcNAc(2)-PP-Dol alpha-1,6-mannosyltransferase. Gene Ontology annotation, biological process: protein N-linked glycosylation. Gene Ontology annotation, cellular component: endoplasmic reticulum membrane. The annotation marks the transcript as partial. The transcript is spliced from 3 exons. Gene Ontology annotation, molecular function: alpha-1,6-mannosyltransferase activity. Lineage: Eukaryota; Metazoa; Arthropoda; Insecta; Diptera; Muscidae. The record is from RefSeq and is a predicted model, not a curated record.